Messenger RNA from Dermochelys coriacea (leatherback sea turtle), 612 nucleotides. It is a transcript of the gene RPS17, whose product is annotated as ribosomal protein S17. The coding region runs from base 159 to 566 and encodes 135 amino acids. Gene Ontology annotation, cellular component: ribosome. The transcript has 5 exons. Gene Ontology annotation, biological process: translation. The record is from RefSeq and is a predicted model, not a curated record. Gene Ontology annotation, molecular function: structural constituent of ribosome. NCBI's taxonomy places the organism in Eukaryota, Metazoa, Chordata, Testudines, Dermochelyidae.
GACUGCUCACAGUCUCUGCUGUGCAUCCACCGAGUCGCCGGGUGGCGCUUUGGGCAGCCGGCCCGCGCUCUCCCCGGACUCACAGCGCCCUUCUAGCCGCGCCCUCAUUAUAUCUCUUUUCCCGGCAUCCUUUGCUCUCUUCACCGGCCGCUGCCAAUAUGGGACGUGUGCGAACAAAGACCGUGAAAAAGGCGGCCCGGGUCAUCAUUGAAAAGUACUACACCCGGCUAGGGAAUGACUUCCACACGAACAAACGGGUGUGUGAAGAGAUUGCCAUCAUCCCUAGCAAGAAACUGCGCAACAAGAUAGCUGGGUAUGUCACCCAUCUGAUGAAGCGUAUUCAGAGGGGGCCUGUCAGAGGUAUCUCCAUCAAACUGCAGGAAGAGGAGAGAGAGAGGAGGGAUAACUAUGUCCCUGAGGUCUCUGCCCUUGACCAGGAGAUCAUUGAAGUUGACCCAGAUACUAAGGAAAUGCUGAAGCUGCUGGACUUUGGCAGUCUGUCCAACCUGCAGGUCACGCAGCCCACUGUGGGAAUGAACUUCAAAACACCAAGAGGAGCUAUCUGAAUCCAUUGCUGUGCUGUCGUUUUUCCAAUAAACGUGGGAAACCAAA